Hemibagrus wyckioides is the source of this 2928-nucleotide messenger RNA. Its product is annotated as complement factor B. Gene Ontology annotation, molecular function: serine-type endopeptidase activity. NCBI's taxonomy places the organism in Eukaryota, Metazoa, Chordata, Actinopteri, Siluriformes, Bagridae. Bases 87 to 2648 code for a protein of 853 amino acids. Gene Ontology annotation, cellular component: extracellular region. Gene Ontology annotation, biological process: complement activation; proteolysis. The record is from RefSeq and is a predicted model, not a curated record. The transcript is spliced from 19 exons.
AUUUUUGAAGUUAAUGUGUAAUCACUCAUCAAACACUCAUGUACAGAAAUGCAGUCAAUGCAGUCCGCAGCUGACAUUGAGGUUUAAUGAUCAGGUUCAUAAUGAAGUUCAUCACUGCUUAUUUUUUAUGUUUUUCUCUUUAUAUUUGCAUUGGUAAAGUUCAUGCACAAUACAACUAUGAUGAUGACUAUGACUAUGAUGAUGAAAAGUGCAAAAUGACAGAAUCCAUUAUUGGAGGUACAGUAAAAUACUCCAACAAUGGUUUUGUGAGAAGUGAGGUAACCUACCACUGCAAAGAUGGAUAUAAACCCUACCCAAUCUCUAAGAAAAUCUGCAAAUCUACAGGAAAAUGGGAGCCAGACAUAUCCAGGGUGAUAUGUGAAGAGUCAUUUGAUUAUGAAAUUAUUGAAGAGCCUCAAAAGAACUGCUCUGUGGCAGAGAUUUUAAAGGGAGGCACAGUUUCCUACUCCAAUGAAGGCUUAGAAGGCAGUGUGCUGACAUACCACUGUAAUUCUGGAUACUACCCUUAUCCAGUCAGCACCAGAGUUUGUAACUCCAGAGGGGAGUGGUCAGUCAUGACACUGCUUAAUGGCAAGAUAGUGACUACUGCCAGAUGCAAAGACAUUCUUUGCCCAGCACAUCUUCAGCUGGAUAAUGGCCAGUUUUGGCCCAGGAAACAGUGGUUUAAGAUUGGAGAGGAGCAGGAAUUCUCAUGCAGGGAGGGUUUCACCUUGUCAGGUUCAGCCAUGCGGAACUGUACUGAAUGGGGCCACUGGACUGGUACCCUUCCUAUAUGCAUGGAUGAAACUGAUGGCUGUAAAGAUCCAGGGAUUCCUCCUGGAGCUAUACGCUCUGGAGAACGCUUUGACAUCAGUAACCAAGUGACAUACCGCUGCCAGUCAGGCCUGGAUCUACUGGGACCUGAAAUAAGAGUGUGUCUGGAUUCAAAAGAAUGGAGUGGACCUGAGCCACGCUGUCAAGCUCCUUAUGUUUUUGAUUUACCUUCAAGUGUGGCUCAGGCUUUGGAUGGUUCUCUGUCUGCUGUAAUGGACAUUUCAUUCUCUGAGUUCAAAAAGAAAAGCUCAAUCUAUGGGAGAAGCUUGAAAGUAGCAGAUGGUCGACUCAACAUUUUUAUUCUAAUAGACACGUCAGGAAGCAUUCAGGAGGAUCAGUUUCAGAAGGCAAAGCUGGCCACUGCUAACCUAAUACGCAAGUUGAGUAGCUAUGAUGCUGAAAUGAAGUUUGAUAUCAUUUCCUAUGCCAGUGAGCCUCAAGAUAUUAUAACAGUUUUGGACCCACUUAGUGCCAACACGGAUGUGGUCUUGAAUAAAUUGGAAAUGUUUGCUCAGACCAAACAUGGGGAAAAGACUGGUACCAAUCUUUUUAAAGCCCUCUCAUCUGUGCAUGAUAGACUUGCCUUCCUCAGGGACAAUAAUCGAACCCGGUUCAGCGAGACUCAGAAUGUCAUUCUCAUUGAGACUGAUGGCUACUCCAACAUGGGAGGCGACCCACUACAUGUUCUGGGUUUGAUUCGUGACCUUAUGAACUACAAAAGAAAUUCCCAUGAUCACUCACAUGAGGAGCUUCUUGAUGUCUACGUAUUUGGCAUUGGGGAAAAGGUUAAGCUGUCUGAGCUAAAACAACUAGCUUCCAUUAAAAUUAGAGAGAGGCAUCUCUUUAUCCUAAAAAAUUAUGAGCAUCUAGGGGAGGUGUUCAAUAGGAUGAUCAAUGAUUCUACUGUAACCAAAUGUGGAGUGGCUCAUGAGAUGGUUUCUCCAAGAACCAAUAAUGAUGCUGAUUAUGAUACUGAUAUACCUCAGCCUGCGUAUACCAGGCCUUGGCAUGUUUCUCUUGAUUGGCAAGGAAAGCCAUGCCAGGGCUCAAUUUUGACUAAGGACUGGGUGAUCACAUCUGCACACUGUGUGAUGAAACUAAAUAAUGGUUUGAUUGAAUGGGCCAAUGCCGUGGAUGUGAAAAUUAAGCAUGGUGAUGGACAAGUGAAUGGCUUAUUGCUAAUCCCUCAUCCAGAUUUCGAUGUCACAAAACUUAAGGACAAGAACAUCAAUGAGUUUUAUGACUAUGAUGUUGCACUCAUUAAAGUGCACAAGAGCAUUCAGCUAUCUUCUAAAGCAAGGCCUGUUUGUUUGCCGUGUACAAAAGCUUCGAAUCGAGCUCUUAAGAUGAGUAAUGACUCUACUUGCAAGAAACACCAAAGUGCCCUGCUUGAUCUGCAGCAGACUCAAGCGUACUUUAUCAGUCAGGCGAAAACGCGAAAGCCGACUCACAUCCAAACUGGAGAAAAGAGAGGUGAUUGCAUUGAGCAGUACAAACCAGCAUUGGCUUCAAACAACCAGGUGUCUCUGACUGAUGUGAUCACAGACAGGUUCCUGUGUACCGGAGGAUCGAAGAAAUACAAAGAUUAUAUGACUUGCAAAGGUGACUCUGGAGGUUCCCUCUUCCUUCGUAAGGGAAUGCGUUAUUUUCAGGUGGGAGUCGUGAGUUGGGGCACUAGAUUAGUGUGUGAGUCGACGACCCCAAUUGUUCCUGAUCCUCCUGUGGAUGCCCGUGAUUUCCACAUCAGUGUGUUCUCCAUUAUGCCUUGGCUUAAAGAGCACUUAGGGCAAGAUUUGGAAUUCCUGCCAAACUGAAUUAAGCAGGAAGGUUGGACAACACAUUUCAAUAUAUCCUUUUCGGUAUUAUAGAAUUUUUUAAAAUUGUUGUUCCUUGAUAUAAUUCUUCUGAGGUGGAAAUCUGCACCUCCCAUACUGGUUACAUGACUGCGUUCUUUUUGGGGGUUUUUAAGUAAGUAGUACUACAGGGUGGACAUGGCAACGCUCUAAGCAUGCUUUCAGGGAAUGCUGCAAGGUCAAACAUUUAAUUUACGAAACUGGGGGGGAUGGCAGGAGUUCAGCCAUAAGAGUGUAAUAU